Cladophialophora psammophila CBS 110553 is the source of this 2706-nucleotide messenger RNA. RefSeq lists its product as uncharacterized. Gene Ontology annotation, biological process: maturation of SSU-rRNA. The coding region runs from base 1 to 2706 and encodes 901 amino acids. The transcript has a single exon. Gene Ontology annotation, cellular component: Noc4p-Nop14p complex; small-subunit processome; nucleolus. NCBI's taxonomy places the organism in Eukaryota, Fungi, Ascomycota, Eurotiomycetes, Chaetothyriales, Herpotrichiellaceae. The record is from RefSeq and is a predicted model, not a curated record.
AUGGCGCCCUCGCAGCUUAAGCAGUUAAAGGCAUCUCUGCAUGAGAGCGGUGUCCUUGGUUCUCAAAAGUCAAAGAAACAGAGAAAAUCGAACUCCAAAGAUGCGCAAAAGCGAGCACAGCGCAAUGCCGCUCUCGAGGGCAUUCGAGAACGAUUCAAUCCCUUCGAGGUCAAGGCACCUGCCCGAAAGGCAAAGUAUGAAUUUGUCAAUGCAAAGAAUACCAAACCCACAGUCGGCCGGCCGGGCGUCACACGUGGCCUGGGUGAAGAGCGGCGGCGAGAGACAUUAUUGAAAGAGAUACAAAGUCGCAACAAGGUGGGCGGACUGCUCGAUCGACGGUUCGGAGAGAAUGACCCCACGAUGACCCCCGAGCAAAGAGCAGCCGAAAGGUUUGCACGUCAGAAUGAGCGGAAGAUGAAGAAAAAUUCCAUGUUCAAUCUUGAGGAUGACAGCGAGGAGGGAAUGACGCUUACACAUGGCGGAAGAUCACUUGACUUUGGGGAUGGUGCCGAAGAUGACUUUGAUGAUGAUAACGUGAAGGACUUGCAAAAUGCAGACGGAGAUUUUGAUCAGGAUGAUAGACCUCGGAAAAGGCUGCGCCUCGCCGAAACCGACGAUGUCGAUGACGAAGAGGAGGAUGGAGAAGGUCAUCCGCAGAGGAAGAAGACCAAGAAUGAGGUAAUGAAAGAAAUCAUCGCAAAGUCCAAAAUGUACAAAGCCGAGCGUCAAGCUGCCAAGGCUGAUGACGACGAUCUUCGAGCGGAGCUGGACAAAGGCAUGGCCGAUUUCUAUGAAGCGCUUCGAGGGCAAAAAGUCCCGGACAAGGAACGUCUGCCAGUAUCAAGUGCGGUUGUAGAGCCGCACAUGGAUCCUUCUCGUGCUGCAAUGUUGGCAGGAAAGAGCAGGGAAGAAGCCGAGAAGGAGUACGAAGCCAAUCUCAGACAGCUGAAAUUGGAGACUCGCUCAAAACCGAGUGUACGGACCAAAACUGACGAAGAGAAAGCCGCCCAGGAGGCAGCUAGACUCGAAGAGCUCGAGCGCAAGAGGAUACGCAGAAUGAAGGGCGAAGCAGAGAGCUCCGAGGAUGACGAAGAUGACGAGCCAGGGCCAGACGAAGAUGUUGAUGUCGACGACGCGGAAGCAUUUGGCCUGUCCGCUCCCGACCUCGAUACUACUUCUAAGAAGGAACUCGAUGUUGAAGAUGAAGACGAAUUCCUUCUUGAUGACGACUUAAUCGCUUCGGACUCGGAACCUGAGAUGGCCAGCGAACAAAAUUCUGAAGAAUCUGGAUCCGAAAGCGACGUUCAAGACGACGGCGAUGACGAUUUCAUCAACGGGCUGGUCUUGCCACAGGAGGUACAGAGCGCAACAAAGACAGCGACUAAGACUCCAACCAGCAGCAACCUCGCUUACACUUUCCCCUGUCCCCAGUCACACGAAGAAUUCUUGGAAGUGGUUAAGGACUCCGAGGUCGCAGACUUGCCAACGAUCGUGCAAAGAAUUCGUGCACUCUACCACAAAGGUCUCGCCGAGGGCAAUCAAGAAAAGCUUGACACUUUCGCUGGUGUACUAACCCAGCAUAUUGCGUUUCUGGGGAACACCGACAAUGUCACAUUUCCUGUUCUCGAAAGCCUCCUUCGACACUUACAUUCAAUGGCAAAAUCAUCGCCGGAAGCCGUCGGCGCGGCUUUCCGCACACAUCUCCAAAACAUUGCUGACGAGAGGCCGCUUCAGUUGUCUCCUGGAGAUCUUGUCAUCUUGACCGGUGUCUCGACUAUCUUCCCGACCUCAGAUCAUUUCCACUCUGUAGUCACGCCCGCAAUGCUCACCGUUGGACGGUAUCUUGGGCAGAGCUCGAUACAAUCUCUUCGCGACCUCAGUACUGGGUCUUAUUGCUGUUCGCUUGCACUUCGAUACCAGCGACUUGCAAAAAGAUAUGUUCCAGAAGUGAUCGCGUACGUUACCAAUGCUUUGGCUACCCUUUCACCGACACCACUACCGGAACAAGUCGAUGUCGGCCACCCGUUGGACGUUCCCAUCAGAUUGCCAGCCACACCCCUGCGGGUAAAAUUGACCUCUGCGAUUGUACCAGAGAAGCUAUCAUUCAAAGACUUCAUCAUGGGUCAAAAUGAUGACAACGAGCCUACACAAGGCCUUGCUCUUCUUAACAUUUUCAUCCGUCUAACGGUGCAAGCCGCCUCACUCUGGAGCCAAAAGUCCUCAUUUCCCGAAUUUAUCCAGCCUUUCGUCCACGCCCUCAGCUACUUCGAACAUCAAGGCAAAACGCUCCCUUUGCGAACUCUCAAACUAAGCAGCACCGCGCUCUCUACCCUUCGCACCCUCCAGUCCGCAUCGGUCAAAUUACGGGUUCCCCUUCUCUUACACAACCACCGCCCACUCGCGAUAAAAUCCUCCUUACCUUCCUUCAUCGAGAACUACAACCCCGACCGACACUAUGACCCAGACCGCCAUCGCGCUGAGCUCUCUAAAUUGAAAGCUGAGCAUAAGAAGGAGAGGAAGGGAGCAAUGAGAGAGUUGCGGAAAGAUGCCAAUUUCAUCGCGCGACAGCAGUUGCAAGAGAAGAAGAGGAGAGAUGAAGAGUAUGAAAAGAAAUAUAAGAGGUUGGUAGCGGAGAUCCAGGGGGAGGAAGGACAUGAAGCGAAAGCUUAUGAGAGGGAGAGAAGGAAGAGAAAGGGAAAAUUCUAG